This is a messenger RNA of Oncorhynchus nerka (sockeye salmon), 2012 nucleotides long. RefSeq names its product UBA-like domain-containing protein 1. The transcript is spliced from 3 exons. Gene Ontology annotation, molecular function: protein binding. Lineage: Eukaryota; Metazoa; Chordata; Actinopteri; Salmoniformes; Salmonidae. The record is from RefSeq and is a predicted model, not a curated record. Bases 223 to 822 code for a protein of 199 amino acids.
GGGCGCUCAGGACAUUGAACAUAGUUCAGACAGUAAAUAUUUGGGUUUUCACUGCGGACUGUGCUGUCUCCAUGGUCGAUGAGAGGAAAGGGUAGUGCAAGGGAGAAUAACCUCAAGGACUGAGCACCAACCCAAGGGGAAAGGUUUAGAAUAGCCCGCUUCUGCAAAUAUGGAUGAUCUAAAGCACCAAGUUAUGAUAAAUCAGUUCGUCCUGACUGCUGGAUGCGCCGCAGACCAAGCGAAACAGCUUCUACAAGCGGCACAUUGGCAGUUCGAGACUGCAUUAAGUGCCUUUUUUCAAGAAACCAAUAUUCCAUACAGUCACCAUCAUCAAAUGAUGCACACUCCAGCCAACACACCAGCAACACCUCCCAACUUCCCAGACGCCCUGGCCAUGUUCUCUUAUUAAUGGUUCUCUCCUUUCUCCACAGAUGCACACUCCAGCCAACACACCAGCAACACCUCCCAACUUCCCAGACGCCCUGGCCAUGUUCUCUUAUUAAUGGUUCUCUCCUUUCUCCACAGAUGCACACUCCAGCCAACACACCAGCAACACCUCCCAACUUCCCAGACGCCCUGGCCAUGUUCUCCCGCCUCAAGGCCUCAGAGAGCUUCAACGCCAGCAGUCCCAUAGCCUCCAUGGCGACCUCUCCUCCUCAGGUCAACUGGGCCAUGGGCCCUUCUGCCCCAGGUCAGACCCAGCAGGGCCUGUGGACUUCUGGGCAGCUGCCCUCUCAGGUGCCUCCCCGAGGGUGGCCCCAAGCCGUCACUCAGCAGGCAUCCAGUGAACAGGCCAGCGUCACCAUGGAGGCAGAGAGAUGAGAGCACUGCAGGGGCCUCGCGAUAACAAGAGGAACCAAUAUCGGGCAGUCCUCUUUGAGUUGUCUGUAAGGGAAAGCAGAAAACCAAGCGAUGUUGUGGACAUGCACUGAGGACAGAAAGGAGGAAUUAUGAGCAUACAGCUGAUGAACAUUCACAUGACGCCACAUUGUAAAGUCUGCAGACAAUUUUAGCUAGGCAUACGUUUCAUUUUUUUCCAUUGAUCUGAAACCAGAGACAAAGAUGGACUUGUAUGACUAGUGCCGAAGAAGGGUCUUCUUGUUGUACACACCGAUGUGUAUGACAGUGUCAUCAUCUUUCCUUUGUCUUUCUGGAGUGGUGUCAAUGGACUGGAUGCCUUUGAUACUGGGGGUGCACUGCAUAAAUAACACCAUUCUUCUUGAUUUUUUUAGCCAGUGUAAGUGUCUGAAUAUCAUGUGUUCUAGUAUUCUAAUGUGCUUAGAAACCAACUUGGAUCUGCUUUUUCAAACAUUGGGUAAUGACAUUGACUGUCCCACUCACACAAUCAAGGAACACCAGCUAUCCAACUAUGUUUAAUAAGCAACUUUACAAACUGCUCCUCUUUAUGUCUUAUGUCUGCAUUGAAUGCUAAAGGAUGUUAUACUUCAAUCAUUGUUCAGUGUUUUUUGUAUGAUUUUGUUUUCAGCAACUAGUGUCAGAGGAUAAGUGAGAUAAAGGUUUCUGUCAGAGUGAGACAUCUUGCUUGAUAUUCCAGCUGUGCACCAUCUCUAAGUAGCACACAGAUACUUUUUGACACAGUGUUGUCGUUGCUUAAGAUGGAAAUCAGCAUAUUAGGGGAAAAUAAUAAAGAGGGAAAAUAUAUUUUUAAAAAUAAUAUAGAUAUAUUUGGUGAUGCUGUCUCAGGAACUCUCGGCUCAAAAAUGUUUCGUCUAGGCACCUGAUCAUCUUUUUUAUUUUGUACAAUGGAAUGAAAAUUGCAAUUGAAAGGAACUGAUAAAUUCAGGGAAGGCCCCAUCCAAAACGUUUUAUAUUCUACGAUCUGUUAAUCUGAUAAUCACACUGUAGUUUUGCUUUGCACAUCGGUUGCGUGAACACACGCCUGUUCCUCGAUGUUUUCCAUGAGACAGCUACCACAACAAUUUUGUGGAUUACCAGACAAUUGACUUAAUUAUUUUGUGUUUCUGAAUAAAUAUUGUAUGUAUUACACUGCA